CUUCUACCUGCAGCACACCUGAAGCAAAAAACCCGUGAGGGUCGGAUCCUCAUUCAGAGCCAGAAUGUCUGCCGGAACAGAGGAGGAUCUGUCCUGUCCUAUCUGCCAGGACAUCUUUAAAGAUCCUGUCGUCAUUUCAUGCAGCCACAGCUUCUGUAAAACCUGCCUGCAGAAAUGGUGGAAAGAGAAGAAAACACUCGAGUGUCCCAUCUGCAAGAGGAAGUCCUCCCGGAGUGACCCUCCUCGGAACCUGGCUUUAAAGAACCUCUGUGAGACUUAUGAACGGCAGAACAACCACAGAGCUCAUAACAACGGGUCGGAGCAACUCUGCAGUCUGCACUCUGAAAAGCUCAAGAUCUUCUGCCUGGACCACCAGCAGCCUGUGUGCAUCAUCUGCCGGGAUUCAAAAAUCCACAACAAGCACCACUUCAGACCCCUAAACGAGGCGGCCCAGGAGAAGCGAGAGGAGCUGCAGAAGUUCCUGAAGCCUUUACAAGAGAAACUGACUCGGAUGGAAGAAGCUAAAGGAGACGGAGAAAAAACUGUGAAGUUCAUCAAACUGCAGAGCCAGCAGACAGAGAAGCAGAUCAAGGAGCAGUUCCAUAAGCUUUACCAAUUCCUGCAGGUGGAGGAGAAGGCCAAGGUCGCCGCUCUGAAAGAGGAGGAGGCCAAGAAGAUGUUGCUGAUGAAGAAGAAGCUGGAGGCACUGAGUAAAGAUAUCGCAGCUCUUUCAACCAUGAUCACAGCUGCUAAGAAGGAGCUAACAGCUGUAGACAUCUGCUUCCUGAAGAACUACAAGACCACAAUGAAUAAAGUCCACCAGCACCCCCUUCAUGAUGACCCUCAGCAGGCCCCUGGAGCUCUGAUAGACGUGGCCAAAUACCUGGGCAACCUGACCUUCCAAGUAUGGAACAACAUGAAGCAGAUCGUCUCGUACAGUCCUGUGAUCCUGGACCCAAACACUGCAGACCCGGAACUCGUCCUGUCCCAUGACCUGUGCAGUGUCCGAUCCGGAGAAAAGAAACAGAUCCCUUUGAAUCCAGAGAGGACAAAGUUUUCCUGCUCCGUCCUGGGCUCUGAGGGUUUCAACUCGGGAUGCCACAGCUGGAGCGUGAAGGUGGGCGACAAUAAGGACUGGGAACUGGGUGUACUGGGAGAGACCCAGACGACAAACGAAUGCCCUACGGCUCAGCUGUGGAGGAUUUCAUUUACCGACGGGAAGUUUACGGCCUUCUCCUCCUCUAAACCAGAGGAGGAUCUGCUGGUGAAGGAUGUGGUGAGGAAGAUCAGGGUUUACCUGGACUUUGACAGGGGGAAGCUGACCUUCUCUGACUUUGACACCACCACCAACAUCCACACCUUCACAGACACCUUCAGCAACACCCUGUUUCCCUACAUUUACACCGAGAGUCAAGCUCCGCUCAGGAUUAUCCCUGCCAACAUCUCUGUGAGCGUCCCCAAAUUCACCUAAAAAAGUCAGGAUCUGACGGACUUUUGGAGAAUUUAUUAGAUCAGGUAUUAAUUCCGGGUUCAAAUUCAGCUUCCAGGUUGUACACUUAAACUACCUGAUUGCUCUGAGUCCAUUUCUGCUCAUGUUUGAACAUUUAGCUUAAAUAUCUAAAAGCCACAGAAACCAAGAUAUCAUGCUGGUCUGGAGAUAAAAAUCAGCCAACUCUUUGUCCGAAACUGGUAACUAUGACAACGGGAGACAGAAGAAAAUGUUUACCUGUCUGGAUGACUUUAAUCUGCAUUUAUUUGAACUUAUUCAUCUAAUAUGGAGGAGGUAGAGGGAUUUGAUUACUUCUGGUUUUCAGAUUUCUUUAGCCUGUUUCAGUGUUUGAUCCGUUUCCAGUCCUGAUGCUGGAGGAAAGUUCUUUUAAUCGGAAGCUCUGAUCCGAUUCUUCCUGCAGAACAAGGCCGGCUCUCAUUUACAUGCUCUAUUAGUCUCUAUUAGAAAUCUGAGGCCUUCAUGAGAGCAAAAAUGUGGUCAAUUUGUGUUCUUUAAUCAUAGAUGUUUUCAGCUGCAGAGGUUUAAUAUUUUCAUUAUUAGAAUCUAAAGGUUUAUGGU
This is a messenger RNA of Cyprinodon tularosa, 2068 nucleotides long. RefSeq names its product nuclear factor 7, ovary-like. The transcript has a single exon. NCBI's taxonomy places the organism in Eukaryota, Metazoa, Chordata, Actinopteri, Cyprinodontiformes, Cyprinodontidae. Bases 65 to 1471 code for a protein of 468 amino acids. Gene Ontology annotation, molecular function: zinc ion binding; ubiquitin-protein transferase activity; protein binding. The record is from RefSeq and is a predicted model, not a curated record. Gene Ontology annotation, biological process: protein ubiquitination.